Messenger RNA from Dermacentor silvarum, 1522 nucleotides. Its product is annotated as CRISP/Allergen/PR-1-like. Lineage: Eukaryota; Metazoa; Arthropoda; Arachnida; Ixodida; Ixodidae. Bases 154 to 1467 code for a protein of 437 amino acids. The transcript has 9 exons. The record is from RefSeq and is a predicted model, not a curated record.
AGGUGUUCAGUUUCUUUCUCGAUGAACCUUGUGUGGAGAUUGCUCCAUGGAGAGAAACAAGACGCUAGCCCAUAAGCUAGCAAAGCAGGGUGCUGUCGAGGCACUUACAGCACCGUUAAGGCACCGAGGGCUGAAUACUAAGGCGCUUCAACGAUGAAGCUCUACAGAGGUAUGCCGACCGAGUCACAGGUCUCAAGAAUGGUGAUGGUGAUUUUUUUAGCACUGAGCGUGCCAACGGCCGUGGCCCACAUAUUGGGCAGCAGCGAUCAAGGCAGCGGCGACUGUGAGAGCAUCUAUAGGCGAUACAGCGAGGAUCACAUACUGUGCCGGCAGCGCCCGAGCAACUGCCACGCUGUUGCCUCGGGCGUCGAAGACGCCGACAAGAGCACCAUCCUCGCAACACACAACCGCUUCCGGAGUCAAAUCGCAACGGGAAAUACCGGCUCGAGGCUGCCCCAUGCUUCCAACAUGCUGGAAAUGGAAUGGGACGACGAUCUUGCCAGAGUGGCGCAGGCCCAUGCCGAUCUUUGCACUAACCAGCCAUCCUGCCCCUCAUGUAUCAAAAUCGAGAAAUUCCCAUACGUCGGCCGCACUGGUUGCGUCAUACGCACGGAUUCUGAGGACCACAGCCCUGACUGGGAAGGAUGCAUAGGAUACAUGUUUAACGAGUCCCGCAGAAUUCCCAUCGCAGAUUCAAGUACACCAUUGAGGACAAUUCGUGGAGCCGAAAGUUUCACUCAGCUGGUUUGGGCCACAACCUGGAAAGUUGGAUGCGGCUAUGUCAAAUACCCGUCUUAUAUUCUUCGCUUUGAGAAGCGCUACACGUGUAUCUACGGUCCAGGUGGUAAUAUCCGAGGCGAGGAUGUUUACAAAGUUGGGCCAGCCUGUUCGGACUGUCCUGAGGGCACUUGCUGUGGAAGAGCUUGCCAAAGAUACAGCGUCACUCCGUUGUACAACGGCUUGUGCAAGGUUAUCGACGAUGGCCCGAGCGUUCCUUUGGACGACGACAAAUUGUUGUCGGCAUGCUUGUUCAACAAAGAAACUACGCGCGGCUGCACCUUCCGAAGUGAACCGACUGAUGGUUGGACGAAGAAGACGUUCUUCGCAACGGGCUACGCCGAAUCCGUGCUCCAGUCCGGGCAAAGCGCGGAGUUAACCUUCGAGCAUCCCGUCCAGUCGAGCAACGGCCGGCUCUGCGUCGAGAUCGAAUACAACAAGGGACCUAACGUGGCCGGAAUGCCUGACCGCGGACUCUUCAACCUUCUUGUGACUCCUGUCGAGAGGCCGGAGCGCCAGAGGACCAUCAACCUGUCCGGAGGAGCUACAAAUGUCAUGCACAUGCGGGUUACACUCAACUAUAACGUUGCCAUACAGAUUGGCUUCUCAUUCGUCGUGCCAGGAGGAAGUUCGGCCCAGUACGUCAACAUUCACAAGGUUGCCAUCUACGAUAAAGCUUGCUCCGACUGAUGCGGUUAAUGUUCCACAUUCCACAAUAAACAGUUUCAUCUGGUUAGUCCAAUAC